Molecule: messenger RNA, 549 nt
Organism: Fusarium poae
Lineage: Eukaryota; Fungi; Ascomycota; Sordariomycetes; Hypocreales; Nectriaceae
Exons: 3
Coding region: 1-549 (182 amino acids)
Source: RefSeq, a predicted model, not a curated record
AUGUACUUCUCCGGACUCAUCCUCACUCUCGCGGCCACUGCAUCAGCCGUCGAUGUCAGGGCUUGGAAAAGCGAUGUCUGCAGUGGAUCCUCCAGAGCCUGCGUUGGCCUCAACCCCGGCGUAUGCUGUUCCUUCACCGACUCAGCAAACAGUGGCCUACUGAGCAUCUCCGUCAACGCUAUCCCAAGCUCCUGGCGCAUUCGCACUGAGGCCUACACGGGUGGUGGCUGCAGAUCCAUCGCAAACCAGUAUGACUCAAACGGUAAAACAGACGUUUGCAUGGCGUACAGCUCGCGACGCGAUCGCACGGCAGGAAAGUACUACUUCAUCGGCCGCAAACGCGCUGAUGACAAGUCAUGCCCUGCCAAGGAGACUGAUGGCGGAGAUUGCAAAUCCUUCGUCAAGCCCAACGCGCUUGGCCUCGAGGAUGGCACCAUGUACAACAUUGCUGGUCUUACGGAGGAGAAGAUUCAGGAGUUGGAAGAGAUUGCCAACACUGGCGCUGGUCCCGAUGCCAUUCCUGCCGAGUUCAAGGUCCUCGACGCCUGA